This is a messenger RNA of Drepanopeziza brunnea f. sp. 'multigermtubi' MB_m1, 636 nucleotides long. The record is from RefSeq and is a predicted model, not a curated record. Lineage: Eukaryota; Fungi; Ascomycota; Leotiomycetes; Helotiales; Drepanopezizaceae.
AUGUCAUUUCCACUCUUCACUUUGUUCCCAGCUGAAGUCCAAGGACUGGUAAUGGAGCAAUGUCCGCCGAAUGAUCGAGUGUGUUUGAGUUUGACCUGCAAAUCCCUCUACAAUCUCUCUACCUUGAGCAAGCCUAUAGACCUAGAGACCACAGAUAUGGGCCAUGGACCCCUCUGCUGCUCGCACACAGACUCAGACUGGACUUCCCGAUGGCAACAUCGCCGAGAUUGUCAUAAGCUGUCUUACGAAACAAUUUGCAGACGCAAUGAAUCGAUAGGUCGCAGGAUUCCGGAGAUGAAGAAUACAUGCCGCACUAGAUGGGCAAGCAAUCAUUGCGAGUGCUUUACUCGUCGAAUGAGGUUGCAUUUGAGGUUGAAAGGGUGGAUGCCAAGGGGCCUGGGUUACUGUGGCGAGUGUGGGAAGUUCACGAAGAGGAAGAGAGGACACCAGGGAACAUGUGAGCUUAUCUCUUCGCCCGAUCGUACUGUUGAUUGGUUAUUGGCUGAUUGUUCUAAUGUCAACGAGAGGGGUAGGUCUUCAUGGCAAACCCAAAGAGCGGAUCUCGAAGCCAAAUUUCUGGACGCAUACAUCGCGUGGAGGAGCAUUUGGGAGGAAGGUCUGGAAGAAGUGGUUUAA